Vitrella brassicaformis is the source of this 4002-nucleotide messenger RNA. The record is from the annotation of a GenBank genome assembly. Lineage: Eukaryota; Vitrellaceae.
GACAGCUACACAUUGAUUUGUGUGGGUACCUACGCGUCAACGUCAAAAGUUCAUCGAUACCACACACAGCCAUCUGUAGGACAACCUAGCACUCGUCGUCUUAACCAACCAACCACACACUCACACACACACACACAAAAGCUACCAGUGCUGAAGCUAUACCUACACCCACUGUCACAACAAAACACGUGCAACAACAUAAUCUACAAUGGCUGCCAACUAAGCAACGGACCAUCAUAACACCCAAUUAUCUACAAUUAGCUGCUGGCUUGGCGAAACUGCCCAUCGUGCGUGCGGACGGGCGGCAGCAGGUCCGUUGGUCGCUGCUCCUGCGCGUGGGGGUGCAGCGGCAGCCGGCCGAUUUCGGGUGUCCGCUGAUGGGGCGUCGCAGACAUGGGGGUCCGCUGACCUACCACCUGUCAUUCACACACGGUGCGCACAGACAGGGAGAGGUGGUUUGUUUAAGUGGGUGGGUGGAUGGGGCUUGCCAUGGCGUCAGUGACGUGCAGUUUAUGGCGCAGAAUGCUGUUGAACGCGUUCUGGACCGCAUCAAACUGGCACACCAACACUCACUCUGUGUGGGUGUCUGGGUCGGUGCGGUGUGACGGCAUGUGUGUGAGCUCACCUACCUUGUUUUCGUCUUGUUCCUUGAUGAGCACGAGCAGCCGUAACUCCUGCCACCUGCUCUUGGUGUGUGCCCCGCUGAUGAGGUUGCGCUUCUCGGCCUCACCCUCGAUCUUCACCGCAUACGGCACACCGCCCUCUGCAUCACACAGCGAGCCACACACACACACAAACACACAGCACAGGCCUUCCUCUGGGUGGGUGAGCGCCUGCCUGCCUGCCUGCGUGGGUACCUCCGGCCGUCUCGGUGUAGAAUCCGACAAAGUCUAGGGGGUUCUUGUCCUUGCUGCCGUGGUGGAUCUUGGACACUGGACAACACACAGAGGAGCCAUCCAUGGUGGUGGUGGUGUUUGCCCAUGGACAAGUGUACGUACUGUCCACAACGAUGUCAGAGGGACACACGCCCUGACAAAAGGAGGGAGGGAUGGAGAGAGGGAAGAAAGCCAGAUGGCUGGCUGGCUGAUGAUCGAGGCGCUGGUUGUGUAGCUCACCCACCGCUCCUUUGGCAAUGAGCUCGUUGAGCUCGUCCACCCCCAAGUUCUCGCACAGCUGUAUGUCUUCCUUUUUGUCGAAUACGUACUCGGCUGCACCAGUAAAAAACGAUGCCGAUCUAUCUGCUUGGUGGCUCCCUCACUUACCGACAAAUCGGUAUAUGUUGCGGCAAUCGAUGCGCCUGAAGAGCUCCUUGGCCCUGCUUGACCGAAACCAACCGUCAGAAGUGCGCGUGUGUGUGUGUGCAGGGCAGGUGUUCAGCGGACCUCUGUAUGCCCGGGUCGCAGAAGCUGUCCUGCCGCUGGCGGAUGAUCUGCGGACGGACAUUGACGGCGCAUACGGUCAGACAGCCUAUAUAGCGAUGGCUGGGCUGUGGCGUGCUGUGUCUGUGUCCCGUGCGUGUCUGGUGUGUGUGCGUGAGUGCGUACGUCAUCGAUAUUGUCAGUCAGGUGAAGAUAGCCCUCGCAGUCUUUCUCCUGCAUCGGCAUCAAUCACAUGACAUCACUCACAUCCGUCUAUGCUUUUUUUGUGUGUGUGUGCUUGUGUGUCUGUGUGUGUCGCCCACCUCGAUGAUCCUUCUGAGGCCGAGGGCCUUGGACGCCUGAAAAAGGGCGUCAGUCUUCUGCACACACACACACACACACACAUGGAUGGGUGCAUUGAUGCGUGUAUGUCUGUCUGUCUGUCUCUGUGUGUGUGGUUCGGCCACCCACCCACCAUGGCCUCGAAGGCAAGGGUCUUCCUGUGCGUGUAGAGAAUCUUGAACAGACGCUGACACACGCAGAACGAGAAAACAAUGCCGUCCGUGUGGGGAAGAGAGCAGGUCGUCUGUCUGUCUGUCUGUCUGUGUGCGUACAAAUCGUGUCUGGACGAGCUCGGCCACUGCCGGCACCUCCUUGCUGUUGUAGCAGAUCUCGCCGUCAGGCAUCACCGUGGCGAAACGCAGCAGACGGCCGGGGUUGUACCUUCACAGAGAGAGAGAGAGAGAGAGAACGAGUCACUGAUGGACAGGGCGGCGUGAUUCUUUUGCUGCUCUCACUCUCACUUUGGCAGGGAGUUGGGCGAUGUGCUGGCGUCUCGUUGGAGGUAGUCCAUCCUAUAGACAUGCAACACACCACACCACACCAUACGCACGUACACACGUCCACGAUCCGUUUGUGUGGGUGUGAGCUGAGCUGAGAUGCCGUUCUCGAGCUGAGCGAGAUGCCGUUCUCACUUGUCCGUGUCGAGGCCGUUCCUCUUGUUGUUGACGAUGUCAUACGCCGCCCGCUCGAGUGCAAAGAUGGGGUGGUCGCCCACCACACGAUGCUGGGUGGGGUCGAUACUGAAGAAACCCACGGAGGCAGAGAAGGAAAGAGAUCGCGGUGCGGUGGGUGCGUGAGAGUGUCUUUCGUCUGUGUCCCACUGACUGACCCUUCGAUCAUCUCCUUGACAGUCGUGCGGCCAUUGAGUGCAUCAAUCACCUCACCCGCCGUCGUGUUGUUGUCGAUGAGGUACUCGAACAGCUUGAGCGACAUGUCCUCGUGGCACCACUCCUUCAGCCCCAGGUGCCGAUGCACAAAGGCGUGCUCGAACCUGCUAAAUGGAUGGAUGGAUGGAAUGAUGGAUGGAUCAGUGGUGUUGUCUGUUGUUCACGUACGUGUGCGAGUAGGGGCCAUGGCCGAGGUCGUGACACACCCCUGCGAUCUGCAGAAGCCGCACCAACCGCUGCACCUCCACAUCAGUCACACUCACACCCGACUUCCUACACACACACACACACACAGGGAGAGAGAUGAAGUGGCCACUCCUGAUGUUUUCUUGUCCGCCCCACAUGACUAGGUUCUCGAAGGCGAUCUUGGACAGAUACGCGACGCCCAGUGAGUGUUCGAAUCGUGUGUGCACGGCCCCCGGAUAGACCAAAUGGCAGGCGCCGAGCUGCUUGAGGCGCCUCAGCCGCUGCACCUGCGGCGUGUCGAUGAAACUGAACAACUCACGGUCGAAGGACAUCGAAUCGCUGCAUGAAGGAUACACACACACACACACACACACACAUAUCCAUUCACACGCUUUCCCUCUCUCUUUCGCAUCUGGUCGGCUCACUAGAUGCGAUCCGACACAAUUCGGAACGUCUUGUCGCUCUGCCUGGGCGGUAUGCUGCCCAGCAGGUCCGAGAAGCGACAGCGGUCCACCGGGUGGACGAUGGCCGAGAGGCAGUCGUCCCUAUCCUGCCGCGACUGCGUCCGCAGCAUGGCCUGCAGCUGCCGCGCGUCAUCCAGAGUAAAGAUGCCCUCACGACGAUCGGGGAGGGACACCUGCAUGCACCCACAUAGCCAUCACACAUAAAGAGAUGAGUGCAUUCACAUCUCUCUCUGCUUGGUUGCUUGCCUUCUGCAGCUGCUCUUCCAGGUGCAGCAGUCCAUGCCGGCCGAGCCAAUCAGCCAGGUCGCCCCUUUUCUGAUCACGCGCCGCGUCCGUGGUAAGCAGCUUCUUCAGCAGCUGCGUAUCGCCUUCGUCGAUCUUGCAGAAGUUCUUGCAGAGGCUCUCCAGCUGUGAGGGCGUCUCCGCCAGGCGGACCAGCGUGUGUAGCUCGUGAACGCCGUUGUUCCUGAGCUGCUCCUCCAGGUGCUGCAGGUUCGACAGUCCUUGGCCGUGGGUGUGGAGGAAGUCAUGGAGGGUCUGGGGCGCCCACUUCGGCCUCUUUGCUUUGUUGUCAGGGGUCUUGUAGCCCUCGGCUGCUGCUUCCGCUUCUUCCGCAUCCCUCUUUCUGUUGGCCUCUCCUGUGGUGCUGCUGUCCAUCAACUCAGCUUUUUUGAGAUCUGGUGCAGAGGGCUUCAACACACGGCCGUUGGGAUCUUGAGAAGCCCUCUUUGCGCACCCGCAGCAUCUGGAACAUCUGCAGCCCAU